Impatiens glandulifera is the source of this 869-nucleotide messenger RNA. RefSeq lists its product as uncharacterized. The coding region runs from base 295 to 798 and encodes 167 amino acids. The transcript has 2 exons. The record is from RefSeq and is a predicted model, not a curated record. Lineage: Eukaryota; Viridiplantae; Streptophyta; Magnoliopsida; Ericales; Balsaminaceae.
GUUGUGGACGUCGUUACCCAUGACGGAAGACGGGGACAGGUUCAUCAUUAUAUCAAAAUCUCAUAGUUAGUGGAGCCACCCAUGAUCGAAAAUCUCUUCUUUUUCUCUAUUUCAAGUCCUACAACACUAAUCUUCUUCAGUUACAAUCUUCGAUCAACCAAUACGAUCAUCGAUCGAUCAUCAGUUCCCAUAUUGAGGAACUAACUAUAGACUCCCACAGUUUCAAUCCCUGAUUUUUGUUUUUUGUUUAAGAAUUCCUGCGCUUCUGAUCAAUCAAGCCUUUUAGCCGGAUUAAUGGAUAAUUGGAUGUCCCCACGCAGCAAUGGAUACCCUUCUUUUGCUUCUUCCCAGAGAGCUGUCACUUACAGUUGCGGUUCAUGCGGUUAUGAUCUAAAUCUGAACUCCUCAAGCCGCAACACUUCAACUAUAGGUUCAAAAUAUGGAAAAUCGAUAAAGAAAGGAGUCUUAUCAUUCUGCUACGUUGAUGAAAGCAGAUUCACUCAGGUGGAAGAAUUACAAUGCAUUCCCUAUUUCAUCUCUAGACAUUCAUGGGGAUUGUUUAGGAGGAGAACAAAACUUCUAUGCCAGAAGUGCGGAAAUCAUAUAGGAACUACUGCUUAUGGUAAUCAAGUUUCUUCUUCGUAUCCUCUUGUAACUGAUGGGUCAGAAUCAGCUUCAGGAAGCGAAACAUCGAACAACAACCAAAGAUAUGAUAUUAGAAUCCGUUCUUUACAACCUUCAACUGAAGAAGGGAUUCAAAGUACAGUUGUUCAACUUACUACAAGAGAUCAUAUAUAGAUUCUCCUGUAAACUUUGUAUCUAGUUCUGAAGUUUUUUUUUUAUUUUAUUUUUAUUGUAUGAUUGUUUUU